Messenger RNA from Macrosiphum euphorbiae (potato aphid), 498 nucleotides. Lineage: Eukaryota; Metazoa; Arthropoda; Insecta; Hemiptera; Aphididae. The record is from the annotation of a GenBank genome assembly.
AUGGCCGACGUUUUAGACUUGAACGCUGAAGAUUUCGUGGAAGAGGAUGACGAGGGAGUCUCGAAGCUUAAAGAUAAAGCCAGGAGAAGGAAAGGACGUGGAUUUGAUGACAAAUCUAAAAGAGAUGAUAUUAAAGAUGAAGCCAUGGAAUUUGAUUCUGUCGAUCAAAAUGAUGACGAGGGCCCUGGACCACAAAGAUCUGUUGAAGGUUGGAUUUUGUUCAUUUCUUCUUUACAUGAAGAAGCACAAGAAGAUGAUUUACAUGAUAAGUUUGCUGAAUUUGGAAAAAUUAAAAAUUUACAUUUAAACUUAGACCGUAGAACUGGAUUUUUAAAAGGAUAUGCUUUGGUUGAAUAUGAGUCAUAUAAGGAAGCAUCUAGAGCACGUGAAGGACUUAAUAAUACAGAUAUUUUGGGACAGCAAAUAAGUGUAGAUUGGUGCUUUGUGAAAGGACCAAAAAGGAUUAAAAAAUCAAGACGCCGAAUGGCUAAUUAUUAA